Molecule: messenger RNA, 1868 nt
Organism: Photinus pyralis (common eastern firefly)
Lineage: Eukaryota; Metazoa; Arthropoda; Insecta; Coleoptera; Lampyridae
Product: retinol dehydrogenase 14-like
Exons: 4
Coding region: 472-1335 (287 amino acids)
Source: RefSeq, a predicted model, not a curated record
UACCUCGUUACUUACCUGUAUUUGUAUUUUAUUUAAUGUGACUUUAUGUUGUUUAUCUGUGUAUAUUAUGUUUUCUCAUGUUUUGGUUAUCAUGUAUCAAUUUUUAAAUCCAAGGAUUUCAAGGCCGGCGGCAUGUUAAUGCAACAAUGAAUUUUAAAUUUAAGCGCGCUUGUAUAUCGCGCUAGUUUGAGUAGGGAUUCGGCGCACGCAGAAGUUUCUUUUAGUUUUAGUAGAUUGGUAGAACCGUAGAACGAGAUUGCGUUGUUGUAAAAAUGGCGAGCAUUAAUGUAAAUUAUUGUUCUUGUGCUUUUUACGUACAAAUAAAAUAUUAAAAGAAGAGUACAUCUUUCCAGCUUGUCCAUGCGCGUUUGCUGUAAGAUAACAGAAUUCACAAUAGUAUCGUUUGAAACUUGUGAUGUUGGUCUAAUCUCACGUUACAUUCAGCUUCCUUAGUGCAAGUUAGUUAAUGAAAUGGAGCAGAAAACAAUCAUUAUAACAGGAGCAAAUGCAGGAAUUGGUAAAGAAGCUGCGCUCUCUUUAGCGAAAACCGGAGCACGUAUAAUAAUGGCAUGCAGAAACCAGGAAACAGGCAAAAUAUGUAAAGAUGAAAUAAUAAAUAUAACCGGAAAUACAAAUGUGAUCUUAAAACAAAUUGACUUAUCAUCAUUUGGAUCUAUACGCAACUUUGCCGAAGACAUAAAACAGAACGAAGAAAAAGUGGACAUUUUAAUACACAAUGCAGGCGUUUGGCUAUCACAUCAUCUGCAAACUGAAGAUGGCUUAGACAUGACAAUGGAAACCAACCAUUUUGGACCAUUUUUGCUAACACAUCUACUUAUAGAUAUACUAAAAAGAUCACCUUCGGGUCGAAUAAUUGUAGUUUCAUCUAUAUCUCACUUUUUCGGUCGUUUACUCUUCGACGAGUUGGAAAAUUACGUUCCUCCAUACAUCGGCCAAUUGAAUUAUUUCAAUUCCAAGUUUGCCAAUCUCUGUUUCGCCAAGGAGUUGUCGGUGCGCCUAAAACCUUUUAAUAUAACGGUAAACGCUCUACAUCCGGGGUUAAUUCAAACUGAUAUAUGGAACAGUAUACCGGCGCCGUUCAGUUGGGUCGUAGCGUUAACGAGCAAACUAUUUUUUAAGACUCCGAAGGAGGGAUGUGAAACAAUCGUUUACCUCGCUGAAAGUAAAGAUGUGGAGAAGAUUAGUGGAAAAUAUUUCGUUAACUGCAAGGUGGCGUACUCUUGCAGCGGAACGAAGAAUACGGAGUAUAAUAAAUGGUUUUGGGAGAUUUCUAAACGAACCGUUCAGCUAAAGGAAACGGAUCCACAGAUUUAGCUUUUUGCUUGUCCGUUGUUGUUUGUAAUGUACGCCACAUAGAAUUAGAUGGUAGUUGCGUAGUAGAGAACGUUGGCAUCGCGCUUUGUGGGGUUAUAAUUUUUCCGUCCGUCUGUCCAGGUUGUAAAAAAUUCCCUAUUGUGGGAAGACAGCCGUUUUGAAACAGAAACGAUAGGGGUGCGUAUGGAGAAUUGUCAUAUAUUUGCCAGGUAGAUCUAUAUUGUAAUAAGCGGUCAAAAAGUUUCUUGUGCGGAAAUCUGGUAUAACGUUACCACAUGUUAUUUCAAUUGUUGUUUAUUUUAGACUUGUUUGUAUUUAUUAUGUAAGGAUUUUUGUUACUUGUAAUACUUUUUUGUGUUGGGGCAGCCAAUGCAAAAUAAAGUAUUUUCUUGUCUGUAUGGCAUCGAACACAUUGAUCAUUAAUCAUUAAUUUGUUUUCAAAACAAAGUGUUUAACUGAGUUCGUACCACCACCUAGCAAUAUAUUUGAUCUUUGUAGUGGUCAUCCAGAGUGUACCAACAUUUUUGAAGUUU